UCCCGGCUCUCGCUCGCUCGCUCCCCCCCGCUUUCCUUUUAGCUUUUGUAAGUUACACGUCAAAAUGGCCGAUCUGACAUCGGUGCUCACUUCUGUUAUGUUUUCUCCCUCUAGUAAAAUGUUUAUCGGUGGACUGAGCUGGCAGACCUCACCAGAUAGCCUUAGAGACUAUUUUAGCAAAUUUGGAGAAAUUAGAGAAUGUAUGGUCAUGAGAGAUCCCACUACGAAACGCUCCAGAGGCUUCGGUUUCGUCACGUUCGCAGACCCAGCAAGUGUAGAUAAAGUAUUAGGUCAGCCCCACCAUGAGUUAGAUUCCAAGACGAUUGACCCCAAAGUUGCAUUUCCUCGUCGGGCGCAACCCAAGAUGGUCACAAGAACAAAGAAAAUAUUUGUAGGCGGAUUAUCCGCAAACACGGUGGUGGAAGAUGUGAAGCAGUACUUCGAGCAGUUCGGCAAGGUGGAGGACGCAAUGCUGAUGUUUGAUAAGACGACCAACAGGCACAGAGGGUUUGGCUUUGUCACGUUUGAGAAUGAAGAUGUUGUGGAGAAAGUCUGUGAGAUUCAUUUCCAUGAAAUCAAUAAUAAAAUGGUAAGUUUGUAGGGGCCGCGCUGCCAUGCAUGCCAUGCCUCCCCUCCCCCCAGUGUGCACAGCUUUGUCUUACAGGCUUCCAUGCCCCGCGUCCGCACACGAGAAGGGGGCAGGGUGGGCACGGGGGCGAGACUCGAAGGGUUCGGCCCUGUGGACGGCAAGAGUUGACGGCCUUUGACAGACUUUCAGGGAAAGGCCGGGUCGUAAAUAUUCUCAGCUUUGCACGCCAUGCAGCUGAGGGUCCCGGCCUCUCAGUGCCCCGGGGGAGGCACAAAUUCCUGCAUGAAUCCGGCUGUGGUUCCAUAAAGCUGUGCUUACGGAUGCUGAUACUGAAAUCUCCUGUAAUUCUCAUGUCACAAAAUAUAUAUGUAUGUAUUUAUAUUUCUACCAUUUAAAAGUACAGAGCCCAUUCUUGACUCUUGGGCUGUAUGUACAAAAGCCGGCAGGGGGACCACAUUUGGCCUCUGUGUUACAAUUUGCUGACCUGCAACUUAGGUUACGUGUUUGCUGUUUGGCUUGGCUUUUUGAGGGCUAGCUCCUGGGUAGGAAAUUUACCACCCAAAUUCAUUCUCCAUUUGGGCCCUGCUGGGUAAUUAACAUUCUGCCCUUCCAAUCAGCUAGCUGGGUUGUACCCUCAUCUUCCAUCCCUCCAUUUGGCUCUUGAAAGCUCCUUUUCCUGGGAAGGCCCCCCUCCACAGGGAGGAGGUGGGAUCCUGGCAAGCUGAGGGAGCCAGGUAGGCCUCCCAGAGAAGUGGCCACCAGAGGGUGCCGUACCAUGAACACAAUGUGCACAUUGGCUUGCUGAAGGUCUGAACUCCAAAUUGAGUGGGGGGGGGGGGAAGCCCUUCCUUGUUGGUUCCAGAAAUAUGGGAGCUCAACGGGUGUUUCUAGAGCCAUCAGCAGGCCCUUUGGGGCCAGAAUAUUUUGGUUGGCCAGCAGAGCCUCCAGCCCCAAGAGAAGAGGCAGGGCAAAUUUGUGUUUCAAUUAUAGCUGUAACUUUGGUAUUUUCUCCCUUUAGUCAAAACAUUCCUGGCUUCUGAAACAUGCGUUCAGAUGUGCAUUGUACAUUGGUCUGAUACGUGUUCACUGACUUUAAAUUCAAUAAUAGAGCUUUUAGUGGGGAUAAGAUCAAAGCAGUCUGGUUAGCAUGUGCUGCUACAGGCCUGAUUCAAUAUUUGACUUGCUAAUUUUUUCCCAGGGCACCAAAAUAAUAUUGUUCAUAUUGUUCUUAACCAUCAUAUGCAUCUGAAAUGAAAAUGCUGUUUCUUUGCAUAGUGUAGGUUGGAGGUGUCAGCUUAGGCAUUAAAGUGGUACAGGGGAGAUAAGUGUGUAGGAAUAACACAGGACCCCUUCAUUGGCCUUCUCUGCAUUGUCCACCAUCCCCUGUCUUCCCCAACUCCAACUUCCAGUUGGUGGUUCUCUCUUUUGGUAGAUUGCUACUUGCUAUUUUGAAACUAGAGAGACGGGGGGCUUAAAUGGAAAUGUAACCACGGUGCCCGGAGGCCUCGUUUCUCCUAGCCAGGCAUGCUGCUCACAGGCUCCACUGACGGCUGCCUGGGCAGCGGAGAGUGAAAGAGGCAUCGAGAGCACUGGCAGACACCAUUCCUGUCCUGCCAGCGCUUAACGGUUCAUCAGGAAGGCCCAGUGUAGACGGGCCAGACACUGUGCUGUGUGCUGCCUCGAAUGCAUACGUGAGGCCCUUCGCUACAGACUGGCUCUGACACAAGCCUGAAGCACAAGUGAGAAAGAGCUUUAUUCUCCUCAGUGGUCUGGUGGGGAAACUGAGGCCCCGGGGGAAUCUGCCCCAGCGCUCCCUAGGCAGUAAAGGAACCUAGGUCUUGAGCUAUCCCGCUGCCAGAUGAACAACACAGACAGGUGUUUUAAGCUUAGGAGUGUGAGGGUGAAUCCCCAGAUGACAUAGGGUGAUCAUCAGAAGGUGGAGUUCCAGCCCCAGAAAGAUGAUAACCCAUGCAUGGGCCGGCUGGAAGCCAGAGAGGUUUGUGCUUGUGGUCUCAAGUCAUUUCACAGUUGUCACCUGCUUUUCCACCCAGCUGGAGGCUGAUGGGUGCGUGCAGGUAACUGUGUUCAUAGUGGCAGGGCUUCUGAUUUCUUUUGAAUCUGGCUGGUAUGCGUUCUUUGAGGGUAUAGCAUAAAUGGAAGUAGACAAGAGGAAGGGGUGCAUGGAGUGGUGAAGCUCACACACAGGCUUUGGAGCUGUCUCUGCACAUGCCCAGCCCUGACCCACCAGUCACCAGCUCUAAAGGGGAAAUUCCAGGUACUGGAAGAGGCCACUGGAAGGGCACCAGGCCUCGCCGAGCUCCAGGAUGACGGAGCUCUUGAUUACCACCUGGUGGGGUCUCUGGGCCUCGGGGAGGUACCAGCAGCAAAGGCCAAACCUUGGUAACCAUGAGCUUGAUAACCGGGAGCCCUUGCCAUCGGCCGUGUCGUCGUCCCGGAAAGGACCUCUCCAGCAAGGCGUCCUCCUCUGAAGAAGCCUGAAUUGUUGAGGAUUCUUGUGAUACUGGUUUCUACUCCUGAGGCCCACAGAAAAGGAAAUGGAUUUACACUGUACUAUGGACAGAAUUCAAAUGAAGGAUUGCAAAGACUCUGAGAACGCAGAGACUGCCAAGCAGAAACCCGGCCGGUUGUUAGGUCUGUAGGAGUGUUUUGUAAACUGGACUGCUUGCGAAGCUGUAAAGGCCCAUCUCCUGGAAGCUUGGCAGUCUGCGCGAAUUCUGCAGGGACAGAUUACCGCGCCGCCCCCGGAGUGUGCCUGGAGCGACCAUUUUCUCGUAUUCACAGAUAAGAAAGGUCUCACCGCUGAUGAGUCACGAAGAUAGGACUUGAAUCCAAAUCUUCUCCGUUUUAAUCCAGUACUCCUCUGGCUGGCACUCCGUGGGCCCUGGAUAAGUAAUUGUGGAAUGAAUAAAGGAUUACAUGAGGGACCACGUGACAGGGAGGCUCAUCAUAAUUCCCAAAGCCAUUUCCCAUCUAAUUUGGUUGGUGAAUCUCUUGGGCAUUAAAAAAAAAACAAAUGACGGCCCUUCCCAGGCAUCCGAGAGAGCCCGCAGCAGACACAAGCCCUUCUUCCUGCUGGGGCUCAGGGUAGCUGCCGUCGGACAGCUGGGAUCACAGCAGCCCUGCCCCCAUUCCCAUACAGACCCUGCCUUAAGGAAGGCCCCUCUGUGGUGGUGGCGGCAGGGGGGAGGACCACACAGGACCCCCAUGGCACCCUCCUACAGCGAUCCCACGAAUAGCUCACAUUUUUCAGUGCCAGCUACAUACUCUGCUGAGAGCUCACUUUAUGCAUCUCUUCUCUUCUAUAACACACACUCUGAUGUAGUCACUGAUUAGUGUCCCCCAUUUUCCUGAUAAGCAAGUGAGGCAAAGAGAGAAGUUAAGCAAUUUGCCCAGGGCCAAACACCCAGCAAGAAGCAGUGCGAGAGUUCAAGCCCAGAAAGCUGAAGUCCAGAGCUCAGGUUUGUACCCAGGAAGCCAGCACCCUCUCCAAGCUGAAAGGUACUUGAAAGGUCAUCUCACUGGGCCACAGCCUUCUAAGACCGCUGACCGUCCCUCCCAGUCAUAUGUGUUGUGGCCCACGGGACUCCCGUGUUCUCCUAAGAGAAGGGCAGAGGAGAUGGGCUCACUCGGGGCAAAGGGCCAAGCUUGGGCAUAAGGAGUCCCCGUUGGCCUCUUCCCCUACCGCCCCAGAGGCAGGUGAGCCACAGGUAUGGGGGGCAGCUGGCCGCCACCUGAGCUUGGGGCCCCAGCCAAGAGAGCCAGGACCCAGCCCCUUCCCCCAUCUUGGUGCGGGUCAGAGUGAAGCACAAACGUGGCUCCUUAUCAAUAAACACACAGAAAUGCACCUGCAGCCACCUGGUGACUCUCCAGAGACGGCCUCCUCUCUGGCCAGUCUGCGAGGUGCAGUGUGGACACAGCCAGUGGCACCCCCGCCGCGUGGCCCUGAUUGAAGCAGCCCCAGCAGCAGGGAUGCUGGCCUGAUGAGCCACCAGCCCGCGCGGUCUUCCGCCAGCUGAAGCUUGCAGCCCGGGGAGGGAGGCGGGGACUGACACGGACCUGCUCCCGGCUUCCUCCCAGGCCCGGCUCCGUCCCCACCUCCAACAGAGUUGGGAGAGCCUCGCUGGUGGAGAACGUGGGGUACGAUCUGAGGGGUGCCCAAACAAGGGCACCACUUCAGACCCCUGAUUCAACAGCAGGACGUUGGCCUUUACCAGGCACUGUAACGGCACUUUUUAUGUGCAUGCAGUCAUCGUACCGUUUUACAGAGCAGGCUCUCGAGCUCAGAGCAGUGAAGGGACUUCCACAGUCCGCAGUGCUAAGUGGCAGAGCUGGGAUUUGAACCGGUGGUGGUCUGGCUCCAACCCAGUGUUCUUCCCACUAUACCCUGCUGCCAACUUAGGUAAAACCUCGUUAAUUGAAAAAAUCUGGGUGCGUUUGACUGAUGAAGAUAGUAGAGUUUUUACUUGCUUUGUGCAAGGUUUUCCAUAGGAUUCCUUUAAACAGUCCUUUUCCUUGUUCCGUUGAGGUGAUCUGAUUUUUUAAAUUUGCUGAGCAUUUUGCAAGCUCGUUGGGAAUGCAGAGUCUCGGGCCCCACCCCCAGAGCUAGUGAAUCAGAAUCUGCAUUUUGACAAGUCCCUAGUGGUACGUGUGCACAUUUAAAUCUGAGAAGCCCCAGGCAAGGAUCACUGCUAAUGAGAGAGAGUGUGGAAGCUGUGAGUCGGUCAUAAAUCAUCAGUUGUCAGAAGGAAGGGACCCAGAGUGAGGACUAAGGCCCCAGGAGCAUGGAGCUGAAUGAGCCAGCCUUGCAUGGGAUCCCCAGGCCGGUCUGCUGCUGUCAGCACCCCCCACACUCCCUUUGUGUGUAUGACACCAGGACUUCCCCCCCCCCCCGCC
Molecule: messenger RNA, 5503 nt
Organism: Ailuropoda melanoleuca (giant panda)
Lineage: Eukaryota; Metazoa; Chordata; Mammalia; Carnivora; Ursidae
Gene: MSI2
Product: musashi RNA binding protein 2
Exons: 7
Coding region: 65-601 (178 amino acids)
Biological process (GO): central nervous system development; regulation of translation
Cellular component (GO): cytoplasm
Molecular function (GO): mRNA binding
Source: RefSeq, a predicted model, not a curated record